AUGGAGAAUAAUAAUAAUGGUGAUAAAAAAUUAUUUAGAAAAUGUGUUGGUGCUGUUGUUUUCAAUGAAGAAGGUAACUUGUUAGUAGGUCGUAGAUCAUCUUUGAAAAAGGCUGCUGUUGGAAAGUGGCAAUUUCCUCAAGGUGGUGUAGAGAAAGAUGAGGAUUAUUACAAUGCUGUGUUGAGAGAGUUAAAGGAAGAGGUCGGAUUAGAGUUAUCAGGUGAUUACUCAUUGAAGUACAUUGAUAGAUUACAAUCACCAAUUGAAUAUCUAUAUGAAAGAAUAGAGACAAGUCAUGAUAGAAAAACACAUGGACAAUCGAUAGUAUGGUAUUUCUUUUAUAUGAACAGUAAGCAUAUCGAUAGAGUAAAGUUGGACAAUGAGCCGGAACAACAAGAGUUUGAUCAAGUACAAUGGAUGUCCUUCGACGAUUUACUACAACCUGAGAACAUAGUAUCUUUUAAGCUUGAAAUGUAUCAACAGCUUCAAAAACAAUCUAUUCCCAUCAUUCAGAAUGCCGCCAAAUAA
Messenger RNA from Heterostelium album PN500, 528 nucleotides. Its product is annotated as RNA pyrophosphohydrolase. Lineage: Eukaryota; Evosea; Eumycetozoa; Acytosteliales; Acytosteliaceae. Bases 1 to 528 code for a protein of 175 amino acids. The transcript is spliced from 2 exons. Gene Ontology annotation, molecular function: hydrolase activity. The record is from RefSeq and is a predicted model, not a curated record.